Messenger RNA from Limulus polyphemus (Atlantic horseshoe crab), 1041 nucleotides. RefSeq names its product tigger transposable element-derived protein 6-like. Gene Ontology annotation, molecular function: DNA binding. Lineage: Eukaryota; Metazoa; Arthropoda; Merostomata; Xiphosura; Limulidae. The record is from RefSeq and is a predicted model, not a curated record. The transcript has a single exon. Bases 1 to 1041 code for a protein of 346 amino acids. Gene Ontology annotation, cellular component: nucleus.
AUGCUCUCUGUCGAGCUUGGCCUUGAUGAUUUCUCUGCCUCAAAUGGCUGGCUAGAUCGUUUCCAGAAACGGCACAACAUAUCCUGUUCUGUCCUGUCUGGUGAGGGGGCGUCAGUCAAUGAGGAGAUGGUCAACGACUGGUGUAGCCGUCUGGAGAGCAUGUGCGAGGGGUACAGUCUCAAAGAUAUUUUCAAUGCCAAUGAGACUGGCCUCUUCAAUCGUGCUCUCCCAACCCGCUCCCAAGUCAUUCGCAGUGACAAGUGCCACAGGGGCAAGAAUUCAAAGGAGAGGAUAACCGUGCUACUUGGCUGCAGUGCAAUGGGCAAGAAACACACACCCCUCGUCAUCAGUCGUGCUGCCAAUCCUCGAUGUUUCCGUGGCAAUUCGACGUCUUCACUGCCUGUCACCUACCAAGCCAACAAACGUGCCUGGAUGACAUCCACAAUUUUCAAAGACUGGCUCCAAAAACUGAACAACAAAAUGACUCUUGAGAAACGUAAAAUCAUAAUGUUUGUUGAUAACUGUGCUGCUCAUCCUGCUAUGACUUUGUCAAAUGUAAAACUUGUAUUUUUGCCCCCAAACACAACAGCUCGUCUCCAGCCUUGUGAUGGUGGAAUCAUCAAAGCCGUCAUAUCCACCUACAGGAAAAAACCUCUUUGCCACAUCCUCCUUAAGAUGAAUGAGGCUAGCACUGCUGCUGAUCUGGCCGGCAAGGGCACGGUGCUGGAUGCCAUAUCUUGGCUGAAGUAUGCCUGGGACUGUGUGCAGGCUGAAACCAUUCAGAAGUGCUUUGCACACUGUGGAUUCAUCUUUGCCACAGCUCCCACGGCCUCUGCUGAUGCCACAGAGACGGCUCCAGCCGAACUGCUGCUACUGCUUCAGGGGUCGUCAUGGGCAGAUUUUAUUGAGUGCGACAACGAGGUCACGGCAACGACGGAGGUGUUUGGUGUCGUGGAAACUGCCCCUGAGGUCGAGGAAGAAACAAAAACCCUAACAGCUUCUCACAUCUCGGCCCGACAAACUCUCACUUUGAAGAAAUAA